Messenger RNA from Harmonia axyridis, 1939 nucleotides. RefSeq names its product alkylated DNA repair protein alkB homolog 8. The transcript is spliced from 4 exons. Gene Ontology annotation, molecular function: S-adenosylmethionine-dependent methyltransferase activity; tRNA binding. Bases 80 to 1828 code for a protein of 582 amino acids. The record is from RefSeq and is a predicted model, not a curated record. NCBI's taxonomy places the organism in Eukaryota, Metazoa, Arthropoda, Insecta, Coleoptera, Coccinellidae. Gene Ontology annotation, biological process: tRNA wobble uridine modification. Gene Ontology annotation, cellular component: cytoplasm; nucleus.
UUUCUAUUCUGUGACUUAACCUAAUAUUCAAUGUUUAUUUUAUCUUUGAAUUUCAUCAAGAUUUUAAUUGAAAAUAAAGAUGAAAUUCGAAAAGAAAUUGAGGAGACACUAUCACACUUUAUCAAAAGAUGGUAUUAAAGUUUCGACCGAUCCCACUAAUAUAAUUGUUAUUUGCAAUGCAGGUUUGGUAAAUGGUCUUUCAGAAGAAAAAGUCCUUAGUUCAUUCGAGAAAUAUGGUGAAAUUGCAGAUUUGUUCAUGUUACCAGGAAAAUCUUAUUGCUUUGUGUUUUUCAAAUCAAUAGAAGAUGCAAGUUCCUGCUUCAACUCUUGCAAUGGAUGCUUACAAAUAGCCCAAGAUGAUAAACCUGUAUUUCUAGGGUUUGUUUCAUCUCUACCAUUAAUAAAGGAUGAAAUAAAAUGGGAAUACCUUCCACCAGGUUUGAUAAUUCUAGAAGAUUUUAUUACUACAGAAGAAGAAGAUUUACUGAUAAGAAUACAGAAUUUUGAUGGAUCUGAAUCAGGAUUAAUGAAAAACCGACAAGUGAAACAUUUUGGGUUUGAAUUUAAAUAUGAUACUAACAAUGUUGAUCCAAAUAAUCCUCUUACAGAAAAAAUUCCGGUGGAUUGUGAGUUUCUUUGGACAAGAUUAGGUGAAAGAUGUAAUAAGUUCAAAGAUUUUGUACCAGAUCAGCUAACAGUAAAUCAUUACCUCCCUGGACAGGGAAUUCCUGCUCAUGUUGACACCCAUUCUGCCUUCAUUGAUCCAAUAAUAUCGUUAUCAUUGGGUUCCUCAAUAGUAAUGGAGUUUAAGAAUGACAAUAUAGCUCAUUAUUGUGUGAAUUUACCCAGGAGGUCACUUUUAAUUAUGUCAGAAGAAAGUCGGUACUUUUGGACACAUUGUAUUACUCCUAGAAAAUUUGAUGUAAUAAAAAAAAAUAACAGAUGCACUUUAUCUGUGAGAGGUGUGAGGAUCUCUUAUACUUUCAGGAAGUUGAGAAACGGGGAAUGUAAUUGUAAAUUCCCUAGUAAAUGUGAUACUUUUUUGUCUAACCAAAAAUUCAGCAUCAACGAUGAAAAAAUUGCUGCUAGAUUGGAGCAAACUCAUGUACACAAUGUUUAUGAGAAAAUAGCUGAUCAUUUUAGCGAUACAAGACAUAAACCUUGGCCUAACAUUUUGAAAUUUUUAGAAUCUCUGGACAAAGGUUCAGUUUUAGUUGAUAUUGGCUGUGGAAAUGGAAAAUAUUUAGGAAUCAACAAAAAUACAUUGAACAUAGGUUGUGAUAGAAGUUUUAGCUUGGCAGAUGUUUGCAGAGAUAGAGGCUUCCAAUCUUUAGUAUGUGACUGUCUGUCUCUGCCAUUCAGGAAUGAAAUAGCAGAUGCAUGUAUUUGUAUUGCUGUAAUACAUCAUUUAGCUACAGAGGAAAGAAGACAGCAGGCGAUCAGGGAGAUUGUACGAAUACUACGACCUGGAGGAAAGGCUCUUGUUUAUGUUUGGGCCAAAAAUCAAUUUAAAGAAAACAAAAAAUCCAAUUAUAUCAAACAAGAGAAAAAAGAAGAGGAUAAUGUAAUUCCUGAAGGAUUAACCCUUGAGAAAGGAGUUUCUUUACCAAUACAUACUAACCGAACUCAAUUCAAACACAAAGAUCUACUUGUUCCAUGGAAAUUGAAACAAAAUUCUGAAGAAAAAGGGACAUUCCUUCGUUAUUAUCAUGUAUAUGAAGAAAACGAACUGGAAAAUUCUUGUAAUGAAUUGACCAAUGUAAAAAUUUUAUCCAAUUAUUAUGAUCAAGGCAAUUGGUGUAUUCAAUUACAAAAAAUUGAAAAGUGAUACAUUUGUUUGAUUUUCUAAUAGCAUUUUCAGAAUUAAUUCAAUAUAGACUUUUCAAAUUUUUUUGAUAGUGCAAUGUCUGUAUUUAAUGCCGUAAUGGAUAACACAGCC